This is a messenger RNA of Paramecium octaurelia, 1565 nucleotides long. Lineage: Eukaryota; Ciliophora; Oligohymenophorea; Peniculida; Parameciidae. The record is from the annotation of a GenBank genome assembly.
AUGAGUAUCAAAAAAGAGACAAUUAAGACUUUUUUCUUGAAUGAUAAUGAAAGUAAAUAUCUCUAUCGAAAUAUGCAUUAGCCAUUUAUGUUGGAGGCAGAGAUUGCUAAACUGCUUGCUAACAAUGUCGUAAUAGAUAUUUUGCUUCUGGUUUUCAGUUUGGACAUUGCUUGUUUUUUGGUUGUCUAAAUAAAUAAUUUCAACUAAAAAUGAAGCAAUAAAUCAAUUACAUAUAAAUAUCAUAUAGAUAUCUAUCUGUCAUAUAUUAUAUUAUAUACCUCUUUUUAUAAAUAUGACCAUAGAUAAUUAUUAAAGGGAUAGCAUUUGACUUAGAUUGAGAGUUUAAAGGAGGACAAAUACUUUAUGGAAUAUAAUAAUUUAUAAAAAUUAUAGUAAAUUAAAUUCCAUCAAUUUUUUAGUGAUUUUCUCACUCAAUUUCAGCAGGUGAAUAAGAUUCCCUCUUAUUCGUUAUUAUUGAAUUCUCUUGAAUAAAAAUAUCAUUUCAUGUUCAAAAGUUAAUAGUAUAGUGAACAAAUCCCAACUGAGAAGAUAAAGAAACGAAAAAAUUCCUAUAUCAAUUCUAGUCACUCAACUGAAAUAUAGGAGAAUGGUUUUAUUGAAAUGUUAGAAAUAUUAAAUCAAGAAAAAAAGGUCUAGAUAGAAUCUGAUUAUGUAGAAGGUCUUCUAGACCCUUCAGUUAAAAGAAUAGUUGAUUAUAAUAAUUGUUAUAAUAAGGAGUUGUUUGACUCUUUAAUACAGGAUCGAAUAGAUUUGGGAUGCAGUCUAGCCAAUCACAAAAUCAAUGAUACAUCCAGAGCCUUGAUGGUUGAUUGGAUGAUUCAGGUUUUUGGCUGUCACUAAUUGACCACGUAAAAUACUUUUUUCAGAGCUGUUAACCUGAUGGAUGCCUACCUCAAGAACACUGAAUAAUAAUACACUGACUCGGAUAUCUACCUGUUAGGUGUCACCUGUAUAUUCAUUGCUUCCAAGAUUGAAGACAUCAAAUGCUUUGACAUUGAAACAAUAAUAAUAGUGCUUUCACAUAAUAAAUUCUCCGCCCAUCAAAUAAAGAAAAUGGAAAAAGACAUACUAGAAACUUUGAAUUACAAUACUAAUUUUCCAACUCUUAACGAAUACUUAUAAUAUCUAAAUUUUUAAUUAUUUGGAUAGUCUUAAAAGUAUUAAAAUAAUUUUAUUUUAGUUAAUUUGUGUAAACCAUUUAUGAUACAGCCAGCCAUAUCCUAAAGAUGUGUUGCCACGAUUUCUAAAUGAUGUAGUAUGAAUAGAUGCUUUUGGCUGCCAGUAUUUUGGGAUACACAAUUUAUAACUACAUCGAGUUUCAUUAGUCUGGCAAGGAUGAAAAAGAAAAGAAAAAUAGGAAUUAAAAACAAUAGAUAGUAAUUUAUAAGUUAUAUUCUUUGUAGAAUAAUCUCAUUAGAAUUGCCUAAUUGAAAUUAGAUGAGUAUUUGAACUGUUUCAAGAAAGUGGAUGAGUUGAUCUCAAUCUUUGAAAAGAAGUAUCCAAAGUGUGAGAACUUAAAAAAGUACAGACAUUAAUAAAUUUGA